CGUCCACGCCGUCCGUCUAUCGAGAGAUCGGCAUUCCAAUAUUCUUAACCCAAUCCAGUCUGCUUGAAACAAUUGAACAGUGCACACUUGCGUGUUUCGUGUUAGUAUGAAAUAAGUUUUAAGUGAACAAUAUUUUUGUUGAACCAAACAAAUACACAACAGAUUUUACGCGGUGUUUUCAAAUUCAACAAAACAAAUAAAUUAAAAAAAGUUGCAAAAAUGAUGGUUAAAAAUUUAUUGAAAUUAAUAAUUUUAGUGUCAUUGUAUACUGUGAAUGUAGCCAGAAAUUUAGAAACAAGUGACGAACAUCGGACUAAAAAUGUUGACAAUUGUAAAUUAGUGAAACCAUUUUUUGAAAUGCGAAAUAUUUCAAUUAGUGUCAAUUCUAAACAGAAUGGUGGACAACAUCAUCAACAUCACAUGGGAAAAACAUGUGCUGGUCAAUGUUGUGAUGAAAAAACUGAAAAUCAAUUGCGAUUAAAUGUACAACAAGAGUUUGCAUCCUUAUUACGCCACAAUUCACGUUCGUUACAAGGGCUGUUAUCUACAACAGCUACAACUUUGCAUGAUCAUAUAAUGGAGCUAACAUCACAGUCAGAAAAUCAAACUUUACACUUAUUUUCACAAGUGUAUAAACGAAUGUCAAUAUUAUCGCGUGAUCCAAUUAAACAAUUAUAUUCAGAUAUCAAAAAAUAUUUACAAAUCUCAGAAACAGAUGCUGUCACAUUUGCCACAAGUAAUUUAGAUAUAAAAAUAUCAGUAAAUAAAUUUUUUACCGAUCUAUUCCCAUUGGUUUACCAUCAUGCAAUCAACACGCACCAAUCUGAUUUCUCCUUUGAAUAUAAACUGUGUUUAAAACGAACCAUUAAUGAACUUCAACCAUUUGGAGAUAUUCCACGUCAAAUCGCACAAUCAGCGUUUAAAAGUUUAGAAGCGACACGUGUUCUUUUACAAGCAUUCGCUGUAGGUGUAGAAAUAUUAAAUGCAACGGAUACAUUGUUAAUUGAAGAAAAUUUGGGUAAUGCAGGGAAAUCAGAAAAUGGGGAAGAAAAUUCAUGUCACCAAGCACUAUUAAAGAUGACUUAUUGUCCAAAAUGUCGUGGAUUAAUUUCACAUACAAAACCAUGUUCGGGGUAUUGUUUAAAUGUAUUGAGGGGAUGUUUAACACAACAUGUCACGGAAUUAGAUUCACCAUGGAAUGAUUACGUAGAAGCAAUUGAACGAUUAGUGAUCGCUGUCAAACAACAUAAUGUUGGUGUAAACGUUGAUACAGUAAUUAGAAGUUUAGAUGGAAAAAUAUCAAAUGCUAUUAUGUAUGCAAUGGAAAAUGGUCCUAGUUUAGAGAAAAAGGUAAAAUUAGCUUGUGGUCAUGCAAAAUUAUCGGACAAAGAAGAUUCCUUAAUCAAUACAGACGAUGCAUUUGAUAAGCUACAAGACGAUUCAAGCAGAUCUUCACCAGAACGGAUCAGCUCAAGUUUAAGAACAACGCCACCAGAUACACAACUAUUACAAUUUUUAGCAUCAGUAGUUAAAAGUCGGGGAUUUUAUGCUACAUUGGCUGACAAUUUAUGUAAAGAUGACAGUUUUGCUGAAACACGUGACGGUCGUGAAUGUUGGAAUGGACAACGAAUUGGAGAGUAUACCGAAACAGUUGUCGAUGCAAGUUUAAGUAUGCAAAAAUAUAAUCCCGAAGUGAGGCCAAAUAAUUUAGCAGCAUCGGGACAAAUUGCACGACUAGCUGAUAAAUUAAGACAUGUUAGACAAGUGGUUGUAUCAGCAUUAGGUACAGCUGGAUUCCCGGAAUCAGAUAGUUACAUGCAAGGAGAUGCAAGUGAAGGUUCUGGUUCGGGUAUACGGAAAUAUGCAUCAGAUGAUUCAGACGAUGAUAAUUUAGAAGGUUCCGGAGGAUCUGGAGACCACCACCCUGAUCCCGUAAAUCGAACACCUGGAAAGAAAACAGAAAAUAUUGGUGGAAAAUCAAAAGCAAUGCCAUCUCCUUCCGAACAUCCAACUGGUACUGCAUCAGGACAAUUAUCAAUUCACAGUCAAUCAAUAUAUUUAUCAAUACUUGUAAUGUUAUUUGCAUCAGCAUGGUUUGGUUAGAUCCAUAUUCUAGUUUAAUCCUUAAUUUAAUCAAGGAUAAUGCUUUUUUCGUUAAAUUAAAUUAUAUUUAAAAACUCAAAAAAAGAAUGAUUGUGAUAUUUAAUUUUGUUGAGAAAGAAAUAGAUAGAUAAUUAGAGUGAGCGAGCAGCUGGGUAGUUAAGCGUUUAUCGCGUUACUGGUUUAUCGCGUUGCGUUUAAAACGCAAAAAAAAAAUGUUGUACAUAUUUAUAAUAAUUUUUAUGGCAGAAAAUUUUCGAGAUUGAAAAACAUAUCCAAGAAAUUUUGUUGAAAUCUGCCAGAAAUUUUAUCAAACAAGCAUGAAAUACGCUACUACGACAGACGCAAAUGGAGUACGAUUGAUUUAUGAUUUCAAACAAAUUUUUUGAAAUCAUGAAUAUAAUUUAUUUAAGUUCACAAAACUACCAAUUCUAAAAAUUUUCAUUUAUUUAUUAUUUAUUUAGAUAGGGAACUUAGAAUGCUGAAAUCUUAAGGCCACAUACUAAAAUUUUGAAAUUUUCGAUUUGUGCCAAGUUUUUUCU
Molecule: messenger RNA, 2642 nt
Organism: Chrysoperla carnea
Lineage: Eukaryota; Metazoa; Arthropoda; Insecta; Neuroptera; Chrysopidae
Gene: dally
Product: division abnormally delayed protein
Exons: 6
Coding region: 220-2103 (627 amino acids)
Biological process (GO): cell migration; positive regulation of canonical Wnt signaling pathway; regulation of protein localization to membrane
Cellular component (GO): cell surface; extracellular region; plasma membrane
Source: RefSeq, a predicted model, not a curated record